Molecule: messenger RNA, 926 nt
Organism: Diceros bicornis minor
Lineage: Eukaryota; Metazoa; Chordata; Mammalia; Perissodactyla; Rhinocerotidae
Product: cyclin-dependent kinase inhibitor 2A-like
Exons: 3
Coding region: 37-486 (149 amino acids)
Biological process (GO): negative regulation of cell population proliferation; regulation of cyclin-dependent protein serine/threonine kinase activity
Cellular component (GO): nucleus
Molecular function (GO): cyclin-dependent protein serine/threonine kinase inhibitor activity; protein kinase binding
Source: RefSeq, a predicted model, not a curated record
GAGGGAGAAAGCGAGGGGCGAGCGUUGGGGAGCAGCAUGGAGUCCUCCGCCGACAGGUUGGCCACCGCCGCCGCCCGGGGUCGGGCCGAGGAGGUGCGGGCGCUGCUCGAGGCGGGGGCGCCACCCAACGCGCUCAACCUUCACGGUCGGAGCCCGAUUCAGGUCAUGAUGAUGGGCAGCGCCCGCGUGGCCGAGCUGCUGCUGCUCCACGGCGCGGACCCCAACCGCGCGGACCCCGCCACCCUCACCCGACCCGUGCACGACGCGGCCCGGGAGGGCUUCCUGGACACGCUGGUGGCGCUGCACCGAGCCGGGGCGCGGCUGGACGUGCGCGACGCCUGGGGCCGCCUGCCCGUGGACCUGGCUGAGGAGCGGGGCCACCGCGACGUCGCCCGGUACCUGCGCGCGGCCACAGGGGGCACCGAAGGCGGCAGCCAGGCCCGUACCAACGCCGCGGAAGGUACCGGAGACAACUCCGAUUUUUAAAGAAUCAUUGAGAUCUAGAGCUUCGACACAUUUGGAUCUUCAAUCGUCGAAGUUUGAAUCCAUGAACUGCCCCGCCCCACCCCAUUCUUCCCUGCUAUCUUAGUUCCAAUUUAUCAUAGAGCUUUUUAAAAUGCUGUGCUGCUGCUUCCCAUGGAUCCUUCCCCUAAAUUUCCAUUUAUAUUUACGUUUAUACAUUGUUAUAAAAGGUGAAAAACUAACACUGUUUCUGCCUUUUCAUUGAGUUGGAGUUUUCGGGAGCGAGUACCCAUCCCUGAGAACCCAUCUAUGCGGGCACUUCCUCUUGCAAGCCUGGUGCCACCGGGCCCUGUUGUUAUUACAGCCAUUUUGUGAACUUUGGAAAAUGAAGCUUAAAUGGGUUACGUGGCCUUUCUUGCAGCAAAUUGCCAGCAAAUGGCAGAGCCAAGGCUCAAAUUAAAAAA